Molecule: messenger RNA, 1047 nt
Organism: Athalia rosae (coleseed sawfly)
Lineage: Eukaryota; Metazoa; Arthropoda; Insecta; Hymenoptera; Athaliidae
Product: transmembrane protein 234 homolog
Exons: 4
Coding region: 334-750 (138 amino acids)
Source: RefSeq, a predicted model, not a curated record
UUACACACGCGUGAAGAGUGGAAGGGUUGAGCGUGAGCAUAAAUACUCAACGGUAAAGGGCCAUUCAUGAAUAUGUCAUUCAAAAAUUCGUGAAGUGGGUUUAGAUCACUGAAAUAACUUCAGUGGGUUAGAUCGUUCAAAGGGGUGGCUCAGACCAAUCAAGAGAUUGUUGUAGUCUCGCAACGAACGAGGGGAUGAUUCAGAACCAUUCUUUCUUCAAAAGUUGAAGUGCUAAAUCGCUUUACAAUACACGAUCGCUCGGAUAUCAUCUUUACUGAGAAUAGUUGAUGCAGAAGCUACCGCUAUCACAUUAUCCAAAUUCAUGAAGUUCUGAUGGCAGUUACUAUUGAGUCUCUCGUUUAUCUAGUGAUCGUUGCUUUACUAUGGGGUGCUACUAAUCCGUUGAUUAAAAAAGGAUCCCAAGGCUUGGAUUCUGUGAAAGCGGCCACGCCAUGGGGUCAAUUUGCUAAAGAAAUUAUAUUUCUUGUCACAAAUUUAAAGUACAUAAUACCAUUUUUAUUCAAUCAAUGUGGUUCGGUACUAUACUUUUUGGCACUGCAAAAUGCAGACUUGUCCCUUGCUGUACCAGUUGCAAAUUCUCUAACCUUUGUUUUCACUGGUGUAACUGGAUGGAUCUUAGGUGAAGAAAAAUCACAUAUGAUCACCUAUGUUGGUAUGAUCCUGAUAUUAGCUGGGACAACGUUGUGUUGCCUAGACAAAUUGGAUGCUCCUGAGGAAACACUAAAUUAGUUCAAUUAAUUGGAGAACCAUCAAUGCUCAAUAUCAUAACUUGUCAAUAUGGCCAAUCGAAAUCUUGGACAAUCAACCCAGUAUAUUAGAUAUCUCAUCAUUUCGGAGACAGCAAUGGCAGUUCCAUGGCGACGUGUUCGGUAUCCGUCCAUUCCUGUGCGAGCCAGAACUACUGGUUAGUUGACUUUUUACUAUCAAAAAGAGUUUUGGAUAAUGUAACAAAUAUGAAAACUUGUACGUUAUUUUGAAAAAAUUCUGAUGCUUAAUUUAAAAAAUAAAAUAUCGAUUUUCACUAAA